AUGUCUUCCAACGCUGCAACCAACGCAACAACCACAGCUCCAACUCCAGCUCCAGCUCCGGUUCCCACAUCAAACGGCACAACAUCCUCCACCACCUCCACCACUCCACCCACCACAACCACAACCACAGCUGCUCCAUCCACCACAACCGCAACCUCUACCACAACCCCACCCGUCGCAACCCUCAAAUCUUCUACCCCCCCACCCCUCCUCAUCAAGAAACUCUCUCCUCGCGCUCGUCUCCCUACUCGCGGUAGCGCUUUCGCCGCCGGAUACGACAUCUAUGCUGCAAAAGAUACUGUUGUACCAGCCAAGGGAAAGGCAAUGGUAGAUACUGAUAUCAGUAUGGCUGUACCGGACGGAACCUAUGGCCGCAUCGCCCCACGUUCCGGUCUCGCGUCAAAACAUAUGAUUGAUACUGGUGCCGGUGUAAUCGACGCUGAUUACAGGGGUCAAGUAAAAGUACUCCUCUUUAACCACGGUGAAAAGGAUUAUGAGGUCAAGGAGGGCGAUCGUGUUGCACAGUUGAUUUUGGAGAGGAUUUAUACACCUGAGGUUACGGAAGUUUUGGUUUUGGAAGAGAGUGUGAGGGGUGAAGGGGGAUUUGGAAGCACUGGUUAG
Messenger RNA from Sclerotinia sclerotiorum 1980 UF-70, 621 nucleotides. RefSeq lists its product as hypothetical. The record is from RefSeq and is a predicted model, not a curated record. Gene Ontology annotation, biological process: dUTP catabolic process; dUMP biosynthetic process. The transcript has 2 exons. Gene Ontology annotation, molecular function: dUTP diphosphatase activity; magnesium ion binding. Lineage: Eukaryota; Fungi; Ascomycota; Leotiomycetes; Helotiales; Sclerotiniaceae. Bases 1 to 621 code for a protein of 206 amino acids.